UGGAGGUGGCUGAGGGGUUCGGUUUCGUUGUGGUAUGAGAGGGUUGAAGGGAACCCUCCUGAGAUCUUGCACGGCCCUGGGUCCUGCCUUCAUUCUAAGGAGGCCCCGUUCUCGAGACCGAUCCCAGUGACCCCUGUGAAAAGGUCGUCUGACCCCCCAAAGGAGUCAUGACCCACAAGUUGAAAACUGCUGACUUUGAAGGGCAUUCUCCAUCCUUAUGAUAUUUAAUUCUUCAGCCAGGGAGAAUAAGGGAGCCCGUUGUGGAUAUGCUGCUGUUCUUUGCUUUGGGAUUGCUUGUCCAUUUUGUGUUCUUCGCCUCCAUCUUUGACAUUUAUUUUACAUCUCCUUUGGUCCAUGGAAUGACUCCUCAGUUUACACCUUUGCCUCCUCCAGCAAAGAGAUUAGUGUUAUUUGUUGCUGACGGCCUGAGAGCAGAUGCUCUUUAUGAGUUAGAUGAAGAUGGAAACUCCAGAGCACCUUUCAUUAGGAAUGUUAUAAUGCAUGAAGGCAGCUGGGGAGUAUCUCACACACGUGUGCCAACAGAAUCUCGGCCUGGCCACGUAGCCUUGAUAGCUGGCUUUUACGAGGAUGUCAGUGCGGUUGCCAAAGGAUGGAAAGAAAAUCCGGUAGAAUUUGACUCUCUUUUUAAUGAAAGCAAGUACACAUGGAGCUGGGGGAGUCCAGAUAUCUUGCCUAUGUUUGCCAAAGGUGCUAGUGGUGACCAUGUUUAUACAUAUAGUUACGAUGCUCAAAGAGAAGAUUUUGGUGCCCACGAUGCCACAAAACUGGAUACCUGGGUUUUUGAUAAAGUUAAGGACUUCUUUGAUGCUGCAAAAACCAACCAAUCUUUGUUCUCAAAAUUAAAUGAAGAAAAAGUAGUUUUUUUCUUACAUUUAUUAGGAAUAGAUACAAAUGGACAUGCUCACCGGCCAUCAUCAAGGGAAUAUAAGGACAAUAUUAAAAAAGUUGAUGAUGGAGUGAAGGAAAUUGUGUCACUAUUCAAGCAUUUUUAUGGUGAUGAUGGGAAAACUGCAUUUGUCUUUACGUCUGACCAUGGAAUGACAGACUGGGGUUCCCACGGGGCUGGUCAUCCUUCAGAGACGUUAACUCCUUUCGUUACUUGGGGAGCUGGAAUCAAAUUCCCUCAAAAUGUGUCAGCUCAGCAAUAUGAUGAUGAGUUUUUAAAAGAAUGGAGAUUGGAAAACUGGAAGAGGCAAGACGUCAAUCAGGCUGAUAUCGCACCACUGAUGGCGUCCCUUAUUGGAAUCCCCUUCCCCCUUAAUUCAGUGGGAAUACUUCCUGUGGGUUAUCUUAACAACACUGGUCUCUUCAAAGCAGAGAGCAUGUUUACCAAUGCAGUACAGAUUCUUGAACAGUUCAAGGUGAAAAUGACUCAGAAAAAAGAAACUACUUUACCGUUUUUGUUUACACCAUUUAAGUUGCUCUCAGAUUCUCAACAGCUGGACAUUUUAAGAAAAGCAAGAUCUUACAUAAAACAAGAAAAAUUUGAUGAAGUCGUGUCCCUCUGUGAGGAGCUGAUUGACCUUGCCCUGAGAGGACUGUCCUAUUAUCACACGUAUGACAGACUGUUUCUGGGCUUCAGUGUUGCAGUUGGUUUUGUGGGAUGGAUGUCUUAUGCUUCUUUGUUAAUCAUCAAGUCUCACUCUAAUAUCCCAAGAAGCACUAGGAAGGAAGGGAAGAAGCCUCAUCAUCUCCUGCCUUGGAGCUUCAUAGCUGCUGGUGUCUUAGCAGCAUGCUUCCUGGCGAUGCAAGCCUGUCCCUGGACUUACUACGUGUAUUGCUUGCUGCCAGUGCCCAUAUGGUAUGCAGUGCUAAGAGAGCAUGAAGUUAUUCAAGACCUGGUUGGAUCACUAUUGACUUUUCCUCUGAGCCAUUUUGUUGCCUACUUGCUUGUCUUUACCUUGGGUAUUGAAGUCCUGGUGCUCAGUUUCUUCUACCGCUACAUGUUGACAGCUGGACUGAUUGUGUUCGCAGGAUGGCCGUUUCUCACUCAGCUGUGGACCCGAGCAAAGAUCACUUGCCUGAGUUGGGCUUUCUUCUCUUUGCUUCUUGCAGUGUUCCCACUGAUGCCUGUUGUGGGCAGAAAGCCAAACCUUUCUCUAGUAAUGGGUGCCGGAUUGCUGGUUCUUCUGCUGUCCCUGGCUGUUCUAACAACUCUCGUAAAAAGAAAAACUAAUUUGGUAAAGGAGGAACUGUUGGUACUCCUGUUACAGAUGCUGAGUACAGUCCUCUCUGUGUAUGUUGUGUACAGCACCCACCACAGUCUGUUAAAGAAGGAAGGCCUGCCUCUUAUGAAUCAGAUGGUGAGCUGGGCAACAUUAGCUUCUUCCCUGGUGGCGCCGCUUCUGAGUUCCACAGCUGUCUCUCAGCGACUGGCCAGCAUACUUCUUUCCCUGAUGUCGACCUACUUGCUCCUAAGCACGGGGUAUGAAGCUCUCUUUCCAUUAGUGUUGUCCUGUUUGAUGUUUGUCUGGAUACACGUGGAACAAGAGACCCUUCAACAGCCUGGCGUUUCUUGUAAACAGAAGCUUACCAGCAUCCAGUUCACCUGCAAUACUGACAUAGCUCAGUUCCGACAGCUCUGUUUGGAUGACAUCCGUAGGGCCUUUUUCCUUGUUUUCUUUUUAUUAACUGCAUUUUUUGGAACUGGAAAUAUAGCUUCUAUUAACAGCUUUGACCUUGCCUCUGUGUAUUGCUUUCUGACUGUGUUUAGUCCUUUCAUGAUGGGAGCACUCAUGAUGUGGAAGAUUUUAAUUCCUUUUGUUCUUGUGAUGUGUGCUUUUGAAGCAGUUCAGAUAACUACCCAGCUGUCAUCAAAAGGCCUUUUUCUUGUUGUUCUCAUCAUAUCAGACAUCAUGGCAUUGCAUUUUUUCUUCUUGGUCAAGGAUUCUGGCAGCUGGCUGGAUAUUGGAACAAGCAUCAGCCACUAUGUGAUUGUCAUGUCCAUCACCAUCUUCCUGGUAUUUCUUAAUGGCCUGGCACAAUUGCUCACAACAAAGAAACUCCAACUGUGUGGCAAACCCAAAAUCCAUCUUAUGUGAUAUUGGUGAAGCGAUCAGUCAGCAUCUGCGUCCUGAUUCUCCUUCUUAAAGGAAAAUCCCACCAAGGAUUCAAGGAAAUGGAUAUUGGACCAGCAAGAUGACUCAGUGGGUAAAAGUGCUUGUUGCACAAGCGGACAACCUGAGUUUGACCCCUGAAACCCACACUGGAAGGAGAAAACAGACUUCCAGAGGUUGUCCUUUGGUCUCUGAGUACAUGCUGUAACACACACUCACCAUGCACUUGCACAUGUGUCAUGCAGGUAUACAUCACACACAUACAUGUAGCACUACAGUUUAAGAGAUGAUGGAUGAUAACGCACAGUACAAAUUCUGGAUUUACAGGGGUUCUGAAGUAAUGGUUUUUCUUUUGUCUGACAGCUUUUCCCAGUAAUGUUUGAGAGCACCUGCAGCCCUUCGCUCCUCCCUGUCAGCUUCAUGUACCUGUGGGGCGGUACUGACACCUUCCAAAGUCAUCCCUAAGUGGGGACUGAAUGGAACCACAGGUGACAGCAUAAACCCAUAAACCCAGUGUCAGCUCGCUUUGUGGUAGCUCUGACUGCUGGAGCAUGUGAUAAGAAAGACAGGUGGGGCUGCAAUCUGGGGUUUACUGAGUUGAGCCCCAGGGCAAAGCUGUGUGCCAGGCUCUGCCAUCCCUGUUCCUGCAGUAUGUUGGCUUGUGCCUCUCUGAGCUGCUUCAGGGGUUCUCGUAGCCAGCCAGCUAGCAAAGCUUUCACCUUUACAUUCUGUCAGUUUCUGGAUCAACUUCAAAUUUGGGGGGACUCUGCGGCUUUGUUGGUUAUUGUUUCAGUGUCACUCCCUAAAUCAGAGGCUGUAGUUUCUUGACAGUAUCAUAAAGACUCAAAUUGAUACUCUUUUGUCUUGAUAUUCUAGCCCUGACCAAAGGCCAGCCAUCUCAUUAGAUUGGGCUUUCCCUUUGUAUAUUCCAAUGUAUGAAGUAAUUUGAGAGUAAUUUUCAUUUGGGUUUUCCAUAAAGUGACCUAUACAGUGUAGAGUUGCUUGUACAAUACUGUAAAGUGCUUGGCUGAUAUUUUGCUGGUAUAUAUCCCUUUUUUUAAAAAAAUUGCUUUUGAUUGAAGUUAUAAUAUUAUAAAUGACUAAAAAACUCUUUAAAAGUUAAUACAUUUUUCAAAUUGGCAGGUAAGGAAAUAUAUGCUCUAGAAGAGUAAUCUCAGCUGAGCAAAAUAUACUUUUAUUUUCUAUUGAUACAGCAGGAAACUCAUUAUAGUGCAUUAAGUGAGAAAUACUGGUUCUAACACAGGCCUCAGCAUCACGGUGGAACAGUCUAGGUAGCAGCUCAGGAGCUACUGCAGCAAUGCUGACAUAGACAGGACCAGGACCCAGCUACCUUCCCAGACCCUCGGGAUUUCUGAUCCCAUUGUGUGAACACUUACCAUUUACCUUUGUACAAUUGAAUUCACAGUCCUCUUCUAUCUACAGGGGUUAAUUUUGUGUGUGCGUGUGCGUGUGCGUGUGCGUGUGCGUGUGUGUGUGUUCAUGCACAUGUGAGCACAGGUGCCCUCAGAGUCCAUAAGAGGGUGUUGGAUCCCUGGAGCUGCAGUGACAGGUUGUGAGGUUGUGAGCCACCACCUGUGUUUUACGAAAAGAAUUAAAGUAGGCAUCUCAAGGUGAAAAGAAUGAAAAUAUUGAAUGACAGGUGAAAAACGUACUAUGUUACAUGAAUCAUGAAUGAAUCUUUGCCACUAACUGUAAUGGUCAUAAUUUGCCAAUAAAUUCCUUAUAUUUUAUCAUUUAGUGUGUAAAGUCUUAGAACACAAAAUGCUUUCUUACAUUGUAGAAAAAUUAUAUUACAAGCUGGAUGUGGUGACCCAGACCUGUCUAUAAUCUCAGAGUUUACAAGACUGAGGAGGAGUAGUGAAGUGUUGCCCAGUCAUGUCUUUAGACACAGGCCGAAGCUAAGUAUUCCCUUCUCCUUGUGGGAGCCACAUGAACUCCAUAUACCCAUUAGAUGCCAUCUCAUCAGGAAGCUAGGAGAAUGUCACUGAACCACCUCAGUAAUGGGGACUUCCCAUGUCCCACUAGUGCUCAGGGUCUGUUAAGAGACCAAAGGUAGCCUGGUCAGGGGCUCUUCUUUCCUCAGUGGUUCAUUAUGCCAACAGUGCCCUCAUCCUCUCGAAAAUACUUCAGAGUGGUUAAGAUUAUUGUGCUGUGUGCUUUCAGUCCCUGGUAAUGUCUUGGUAGCAUUCCCCAUUUCUUCCCUGGUAUAGUUUAUAAAAAUAGAUUUCUAAAUAUAAUUCUAUAAAGAAAAAUAUUUGAGGUUGUAAAUGUCACUAAUUUUCUCUAGUACACUAAAAUAGAUUGGUGAUAAACUCUUCAUUAGAAUUGUAAUAUUUAUGUGCACAAACAGGGUUUUGGAAAUUGUUUCAAAUUCAUUAGAAUUGUAAUAUUUAUGUGCACAAACAGGGUUUUGGAAAUUGUUUCAAAGCAUCACUUGUUGAUGAAUAAAUAUAUGAUAAUAAAAGGCUUCCCUGACGAAGUGUUUGAGAAACAUCUAGGUUAGAAAGAUUUAAAGGUGUAUUUAUUUCUGGGAGUUAGUGAGAUCGAUUCAUGCAGGAUGCCCACAACUUCCAUAUGUCUGGCAGCAGAGUGUUUUCUCCCUCCUGAUGGGUAGGUAUAUUUUACAAAUGUUUCCAUGUACUUUUCUACACGAUUUCUAAACGGGUGUUGUAUAUUUAAUCGAAACUUUUUGGCAACUUGUAAAGUGUGUUUAUUAUAACUGUUAAACUGGGAAAAGUUGAGAACAUACUGGGGAUUUUGCCUGCACAUCAUUGUCUGUCCCUGUUGGAGUUUCUUCUCUUUUGCAUCCUCAGCCUGAAAAAAAUAAAAUCACAACUCUCAA
Grammomys surdaster is the source of this 5940-nucleotide messenger RNA. RefSeq names its product phosphatidylinositol glycan anchor biosynthesis class N (gene Pign). Gene Ontology annotation, molecular function: mannose-ethanolamine phosphotransferase activity. The transcript has 31 exons. The record is from RefSeq and is a predicted model, not a curated record. Gene Ontology annotation, cellular component: endoplasmic reticulum membrane. Gene Ontology annotation, biological process: GPI anchor biosynthetic process. NCBI's taxonomy places the organism in Eukaryota, Metazoa, Chordata, Mammalia, Rodentia, Muridae. Bases 267 to 3062 code for a protein of 931 amino acids.